AUGGCGACAGCUUCAACACUUCUCACACAAAAGGCCAAGCUGGCCACGGGUGCAACGAUCCCCCGGAUCCAGCUGGGGCUGUACAUGAUGUCCCGCAGCGAGGCGUCGCGCUCCGUGCGCUGGGCUCUCGAGGCCGGGUACCGCGGCUUCGACUGCGCGCAAAUGUACCGCAACGAGGCCGAGGCGGGCGCGGCGAUCCGCGAGGCCAUCGAGGGAGGAGCAGUAGCAGGUGGCAAGCAGCAGCAGCAGUUGGUGGCACGCGAGGACGUCUUUUACACGACCAAGCUGGCCAGCAACAGCGAGUCGUACGACGCGGUGCGGAGGUCCAUCCGCAAGUCGGUCGACGCCUGCGGGCUCGGAUACGUGGACUUGUUCUUGCUGCACAGCCCCUACGGAGGACGCGAAGCCAGGUUGACGAGCUGGAGGGCGGUUGAGGAUGCUAUCGAUGCUGGGGAGGUCAAGAUGGGUGGUGUGAGCAACUAUGGUGUCAAGCAUAUCGAGGAGCUCAUGGCUUCCAAGCCCCGACACCACCCUGUGAUCAACCAGAUCGAGGUGCACCCCUUCAACACUCAAGUCUCGAUCCGGGAAGCUUGCGCCAGGCACAAUAUUGUCAUCGAAGCAUAUGCGCCUUUGGCACGGGGGAUGCGAAUGAAUGACCCCACCAUGGUGUCGCUGAGCAAAAAGUACGGCUGCACCGUCGCUCAGCUUUUUGUCAAGUGGUCUUUGCAGCACGAAUUUGUGACCCUGCCCAAGAGCAGCAAGCGAGAACGCAUAGUCGAGAACGUCGACGUGGGUGGUUUUGAGAUUUCACAGGAGGACAUGGAGAGGAUGAAUGGACUAGAUGAGAAGCUGGUUACGGACUGGGAUCCUACCGAUGCGGACUGAUACAAUUUUAAUCAAUGCCUGCCUUAUUGACUAAUGCAUUUAGCAAGUUACGGAACUUGCCGUGAGAUCCUUAUCAUUCUAGGUUCUAGAACCAGUCUAGCUGUAGAAUGUGUACUCUACC
Pyricularia grisea is the source of this 1006-nucleotide messenger RNA. RefSeq lists its product as uncharacterized. The record is from RefSeq and is a predicted model, not a curated record. Bases 1 to 885 code for a protein of 294 amino acids. Gene Ontology annotation, molecular function: oxidoreductase activity. Lineage: Eukaryota; Fungi; Ascomycota; Sordariomycetes; Magnaporthales; Pyriculariaceae. The transcript is spliced from 5 exons.